AUGCCGAAGAGCAGUAAAGUGACGCAGAGGGCACAGAGCCAUGAGCUUGUGACAGAGUCUGUGGCCGACCUGCUCGCUCAUGAGGAGCCGCUGGACUGUAAGCUCAGCUCUCUGCAUGUUCCUGGGACAGGGGAACAUCCAGCAGGUGCAGGCCCUCACACAGAGGGGGCCGAGGAGGAGCGCCCUGCCUGGAACAGCAAACUGCAGUACAUCCUGGCCCAGGUCGGCUUCUCCGUCGGCCUCGGAAAUGUGUGGCGCUUUCCGUACUUGUGUCAGAAAAAUGGAGGAGGAGCAUACCUGGUUCCCUACUUCAUCCUGCUUCUCAUUAUCGGGAUUCCUCUGUUCUUUCUGGAGCUGGCCGUGGGACAGAAGAUCCGCAGAGGGAGCAUCGGUGUCUGGAACUAUGUCUGCCCUCGUCUGGGUGGGAUUGGGAUGUCCAGCCUGAUGGUGUGUGGAUUUGUUGGCCUCUACUAUAACGUCAUCAUCGGUUGGAGCAUCUUCUACUUCUUCCAGUCGUUCCAGUAUCCUUUGCCCUGGAGCGAAUGUCCAAUAAGGAGGAAUGGAACACUAGCCAUUGUGGAGCCAGAAUGUGACAAAAGCUCUGCCACCACUUACUUCUGGUAUCGUCAGACCCUAAACACCACAAGCACCAUCGCGGAGAGCGGCGGCCUCAACGUGAAGAUGACCUUGUCUCUGCUCGUGGCUUGGAUCAUCGUCUGUCUGGCUGUUAUUAAAGGGAUCGCCUCAUCCGGGAAGGUGAUGUAUUUCAGCUCACUUUUCCCUUAUGUGGUCCUGCUCUGUUUCCUGGUCCGAGGGUUGAUGCUAAAAGGGUCCGUGGACGGCAUCGCUCACAUGUUCACUCCCAAACUGGAGAAGAUGCUGGAGCCGCAGGUGUGGAGGGAGGCGGCCACACAGGUCUUCUUUGCUUUGGGCUUGGGCUUUGGAGGUGUCAUCGCGUUCUCCAGUUACAACAAGAUCGACAAUAACUGCCACUUUGACGCUGUGCUGGUCUCUGUCAUUAAUUUUCUCACUUCCAUUUUGGCCACUCUGGUCGUGUUCGCGGUGCUGGGCUUCAAGGCGAACAUAAUGAACGAGAAGUGUGUAGCAGAGAAUGCUGAGAGGAUCAUGGGAUACCUGAACUCCAGCGUGCUGAGCCCUGAGCUCAUCCCUCCUCACGUGAACCUGUCGCAGCUGUCCUGCACGGACUACAUGGACAUUUACAAUGUCAUUAGGACCGUGAAAGAGGAGCGUUUUGGGACUCUGGGACUGCAGCCCUGUGUCCUGGAGGACGAGCUCAACAAGUCCGCACAGGGGACUGGCUUGGCUUUCAUCGCCUUCACGGAGGCCAUGACCCACUUCCCUGCCUCUCCGUUCUGGUCCGUCAUGUUCUUCUUCAUGCUGAUAAACCUGGGACUGGGCAGUAUGAUCGGCACCAUGACCGGCAUCACUACGCCCAUCCUGGACGCGUACAAAGUAAAGAAGGAGCUCCUCACAGUGGGUUGCUGCGUAGUGGCGUUCCUGUGUGGCCUCCUUUUUGUCCAGCGCUCGGGGAAUUACUUUGUCACCAUGUUUGACGACUACUCUGCCGGUCUGCCCCUCACUGUGGUGGUCAUCCUGGAAAACAUCUCUGUGUCCUGGGUCUAUGGCACUAAGAGGUUCAUGCAGGAUUUGGAGGACAUGUUGGGGUUUCGUCCGUGUCAGAUCUACUUUUACCUGUGGAAGUACGUGUCCCCCGUCUGCCUCAUUGUGCUGAUCUCCGCCUCCAUCAUCGAAAUGGCCUUCAACCCUCCAGGAUACAGUGCCUGGGUGCAGGAACUGGCACAGGAGCGUUUCCAGAGCUACCCUCCGUGGGCCCUGGCCAUGUGUUUCUCCCUCAUCGUUUUGGCCAUGCUCCCUCUGCCUCUCGUCUUCAUCGCCCGACACUUCAACCUGGUGUCAGACGGCUCCAACAAGCUCUCCGUGUCGUACCGCCGCAACAUGAUGAAGGACAUGUCCAACCUGGAGGAGCAGGACGAGGCGCGCUCCAUCCUCAGGACAAAACUCGCCCCCGCCCCUAAAAUCUACCUGACCCCCGCAGGGAACAGCAGCGUGGACCACAAUGCACUGUCCCCAAUCAGCUGCUACGAGGCGGGCUACCAGAACAGCACCGUCUCACCCCCCUCACCUCCCUCACCCGUCUCCCCAGAGUUCGACUCCUGA
Messenger RNA from Knipowitschia caucasica, 2199 nucleotides. The record is from the annotation of a GenBank genome assembly. Lineage: Eukaryota; Metazoa; Chordata; Actinopteri; Gobiiformes; Gobiidae.